CAUGCUUUUCAUCCGGAGGUGAAAAUAGUGCCCCCUACCCUAGUGAGGUUAACAAACCUGCAUAUACCACACAACCUUGUCAGAAAUAAGAAUUGGGAAACUUGUUCAGUGCAAUGGUGUAUUGAUAGGAAGUAUCAUAUGGGGCUUAGCAUAAACAACAAAGUAAUAUUUCAAUUAAUCAUCAACAAAUGAAUAGUCCUGUCAGAGUUAGCAUCUCAAUUAGGAAAUCUUAGUCCUAUUAGAACCUCUGGUUGAGCCUUUAUGUCCGUGAAUGGAAGUCCAAGUCCAAAGAAAAUAUUUGUUAUCCCCCCCAAAAAAUGAUCAAAGAAGCCAACAAAAAGGAAACGCCGAAGGAAUCCGGAUGAAAGUCAAUAAUCCAACACAAAAUAUAAAGGUCCAAGUGAAGAGGAUGGCUCUCAACUAUUCAACUAUAUUACCACCAAAACAUUGGUUUGGGAAACUAAAGAGGCCUAAAAUCCCUCUUAGCAUACAUCAAAAACAUGCCUUCCCCCACCAUGGACUUGCCGUCGAUUGAAGAUGGCCCCUGUGGCUUGGACACACCCCACACCGCCCCCUUACCUGCAACCUUAAAGACUUACUGCAUAAUAGGUAACUAUCUUCACAAAUAGUGUGUUAGUGUAGUCUUGGCCCAGUAUAUACCUCAAAACAUUAUUUUCAAUUAUUCAUUAUUUCAUUUCUUUUAGGGGCAACGUUUCAUUUCAUUUUCACGUUAUGCUUUUUUGGUAACUCAUGUUACAGUAUUAUGGCCAGGGGAUAGAAGCUGUUUUGAAGUCUGUUGAGACUUGAUGCACCGGUACCACCUGCCAGACGGAAGCAUGGAGAACAGUCCAUGUCUCGGGUAGCUGGAGGUUUUGGCAUUUCUUCGGGCCUUUCUCAGACACCUAGCAUGUAUGUCCUGGAUAGCUGGAAACUCACCCCCAGUGAUGCGCUGAGCCGUCCGCCCCUCCCUCUGUAGGGCCUUCCGGUCGAGGGCGGUGCAGUUGCCAUACCAGACGGUAAUACAGCAAGUCAGGAUGCUCUCGCUGGUACAGCUGUAAAAGGGUGAUGGCGGUGAAUGUAUUCUCCAUCUCUUCGGCUCUGGAGAACCUGAGUCGUCAUGAGAUGCUGUCCUGGGUCAACGACUCGCUACAGCUCACCUACACCAAGAUAGAACAGCUGUGUUCAGGUGCAGUGUAUUGUCAGUUCAUGGACAUGUUGUUCCCUGGCUGUGUCCUGCUGAAGAAGGUGAAGUUCUCAGCCCGGCUGGAACAUGAGUUCAUCAACAACUUCAAGGUCCUACAGGCCUCCUUCAAGAGAAUGGGCGUAGACAAGAUCAUCCCAGUAGAGAGGCUGGUGAAAGGGAGGUUUCAGGAUAACUUUGAGUUCAUCCAGUGGUUUAAGAAAUUUUUUGAUGCCAACUACGACGGGAAGGAGUAUGACCCUGUGGCCACACGCCAGGGGCAGGAGGGCACCCCCUUGCCCAACCCAGGCCCCCAGAGGACAUCUCCCACGGUGACCAAGACAGCCCCCUCCAGGCAGAUAAACUCUGCCCCCAUCCGCAGGGCGACGCCCACUAGAGCAACCAGACCGUCAGACGCUGAGAUACUAGAACUGAACCAGCAGAUGUUAGAUCUGAAGCUGACGGUUGAUGGUCUGGAGAAAGAGAGAGAUUUCUACUUCAGUAAGCUGAGAGACAUCGAGCUGAUCUGUCAGGAGAAUGAGACCAACGCCAGCCCAACACUCUCCAAGAUCAUGGAUAUACUGUACGCUACUGAGGAUGGCUUCAUGGCGCCAGAGUACGACAAGUUGGAGGAGGCGCCACAGGGAGACCAGGACGAAUACUAAACACACCUGCUUUCUCUUCAUCACGCUACACCUGCUUUCUCUUCAUCACUCCAUACCUCCUUCCUCUUCAUCACUUCCCUCCCUGGAUCACCUCUUCAAGAUUCUCAUCUCCUUCCCCUCAUUUUUUACUCUCUCUUUAUUUUUCGUUCUGUUGCACAGCCCCCUCCUUCCCUUCUCUUCUCCCAUCCUCUCCCAACCACCCCCCAAGACAUGUCUGCUCCGGACAGUUCAUCUGAAUGGGCGAUGUUAGCAGGAUGCUAGGCUAAUAGCUAGCUUUGAACAGUUCAUCUGAAUGGGCGAUGUUAGCAGGACACUAGACUAAUAGCUAGCCCUGAACAGUUCAUCUGAAUGGGCGAUGUUAGCAGGAUGCUAGGCUCAUAGCUAGCUCUGAACAGUUCAUCUGAAUGGGCGAUGUUAGCAGGAUGCUAGGCUAAUAGCUAGCUCUGACCAGUUCAUCUGUAUGGGCGAUGUUAGCAGGAUGCUAGGCUAAUAGCUAGCUCUGAACAGUUAAUCUGAAUGGGCAUUGUUAACAGGAUGCUAGGCUAAUAGCUAGCUCUGAACGGGCAUUGUUAACAGGAUGCUAGGCUAAUAGCUAGCUCUGACCAGUUAAUCUGAAUGGGCAUUGUUAGCAUGAUGCUAGGCUAAUAGCUAGCUCUGAACAGUUCAUCUGUAUGGGUGUUGUUAACAGGACACUAGACUAAUAGCUAGCUCUACCAAAUAUGGUGAUGAGAGGAAGCACAGUGGCCGGCAGUGGGAGAAGGAUUUUGGCCGACAUUCUGCAAAUUUUCUCAUCGAUGAAACAUUUGACCUCCAUACAGUUUUCUGUUUCCCAAACUAGAAUCUGUAACAAACAGAGUGAACUGCGUUUUGUAGACUGUAUCCUUUACUAAAGUUUCAAGGUAUUGUGUUGUUUAGAAGGAGUGUAAGGGUGAAUUGAGUUAUUACACACACGCACUUCAGAGUAGGUGUUCCCUAAUGUAAAUAUGCAAAUAAAUGCUAGAAUGUGCCAAUAGGAUCUCACUAGCUCAUGCUUGGCUCUGCCCACCUCAUGCUCCCAUCGGAAAUGACAGACUCCGGUCUAUCUUGGGUUAGUUAUGAAAAUCUUUGGUUAAUCUGUAUGGGAGGUGUUAGCAGGGUGCUAGGCUAAUGGCUAGCUCUGAACAGUUUAUUCAUCAGUAUGGGAGGUGUUAGCAGGGUGCUAGGCUAAUGGCUAGUGUAACUGAGAUGUCAGGUUGUUAGCACAAAGUAUGGAUCUAUAGAGCCCUCUGUCUGUAGAUGAUAGUCACACAUCAAACUCCAUAAUCACUGAACCCAGAACCAAGUCUUGCUUCUCUCGGAUUGGGAAGAGACUCACUCCACUGGCUCACUGACCCAGUUCAGCAUUAGGGCUCGGCAUCUACCUACCAUACACAUAUCAGUCAUCAGUCCCGGCGUUAAUAAUAUGGACUCAGCAGCACCGCCAUGUUGUCAGUCGUCAAGUCACCCUGUCGUCAGGGAAACAGCCUGUUGUAAAGAAGCUAUUAACCAGACAGCAUGAUUUUAUUUCUGUGGUUAUUUUCCGUUCCUUCUGAACUCUGGAUUGGAUAGGGGAGGGUGGAGGAGCUUGCACCAAUGGAAGCAAAACAAACCAAUCAGAAUGAUCCAGAAACCUACAUGUAAGAUGAUUGGGUGAGGCCAGCAGGAAGCAGGGGUCUCUAUUCAGCUGGGAGCAACGUUACAUAGCAUUCAGAUAGAACUGGAUUACAGUAGAACAGACAGUAUGUCAGAAUCAUGUCAGCUCUAUUUCUUACAUUUCUGUCUGCAACGUUCUGUAGGUUUUAUCCACUGAAUUCACCCUGGGUUCAAUUUUUGUAUUGUUUUGAAUGUGGAGUUAGUUAACGUAAACAUGGAGUGGCUAACAGGUUAACAAGGUGGUUAAUGUGAAUCUAUUUAUUACCCAGAGAAGGCUUUUAUUAUUAAACUCUAUGAAUUAUCAAAAACACACUACUAUACCAUAGACACUAAUGGGUGAAUAUGGAUUAUUGUUUUAGCUGCUGUCUUUGAUUUGUAGUUUAUUUUUUUGGGGUUGUUGACGUGUUGUUGUUGACAUGUUGCACUGCGUUAAAACGCCACAGUCUCUGUCAUGGUGAUGGGGAGCAGGGCUUAGUGGUGACUGACAGCUGCCCCUGGUUGUCAUGGCAGCCCUGUGAUAGACAUGCAUUGUUUGGCAUUUUAUUACGAGGCUGAAUAAAGAGAUGGGUUCAAAACACGAA
This is a messenger RNA of Salmo salar (Atlantic salmon), 4097 nucleotides long. NCBI's taxonomy places the organism in Eukaryota, Metazoa, Chordata, Actinopteri, Salmoniformes, Salmonidae. The record is from RefSeq and is a predicted model, not a curated record.